This is a messenger RNA of Anopheles funestus (African malaria mosquito), 6893 nucleotides long. It is a transcript of the gene dco, whose product is annotated as casein kinase I. Gene Ontology annotation, cellular component: nucleus; cytoplasm. Gene Ontology annotation, biological process: signal transduction; peptidyl-serine phosphorylation; endocytosis. Gene Ontology annotation, molecular function: ATP binding; protein serine/threonine kinase activity. NCBI's taxonomy places the organism in Eukaryota, Metazoa, Arthropoda, Insecta, Diptera, Culicidae. The record is from RefSeq and is a predicted model, not a curated record. The transcript has 2 exons. The coding region runs from base 1586 to 3151 and encodes 521 amino acids.
CGGAUGGGAAACAAAAGUGAUGAUUGUGAGGAUAGUGAGAAAGGAACUAUGGCUACAUUCGGUGUACUUUAUCUAGCAGAUAACCGACAGAAUCAAUCAAGUAUUGAUACCAUGUCUAUUUGCUUAUCUUGGCCUGUCUACAGGGAAAGAGCUUUAUCUAAAAUCUGUCAGCUGAUAGAUUUUCUUACCACACAAAUUGCCAAAAUUGCGUCUAAAUAUCUUCAGUGCUAAGCAAGGAAAGAGUGUCCUAAAAUGCUUCGAACGUUGUGACAGGUGCUCUGAACGAAGAAAGAGAAGAGAAGAGCGACUGCAAAGUUGUAAUCAAUUAUCUGUAAAUAGUCAUGCACGUAUGUUAGGAUUUGAGUGUAUCAUUACCAUUCGUUUGCACAUUGCCAUGGAUAAUCUACAAUCCAAGGUUCUUUGCUCUAUAGUGCCUAUCAUCGAAAAUAGCGAAUUUAUAUUUCGAAAAGCAGGAUUUUGCUAGAUAUCAUACAUAGGAUGAAAAGAAGAUUGUUGUUUUCUUCUCUUUUUGUAGUUAUUAAUUUGUCACUCUCUGUAGCUGGAAUUGUCUAAAACAACAUAGUCAAAACCUAGACACAGCGAUUUAUCGGUGUCGUUCACUACCGAAUGUACCAUUUGACGAGCUCAAAACACGUUGAAUAUUUAGAUAGAUUCAAUACAUUUUCUUUCACAAGUACAAGUUCAAUAUAUGGUUGCUGCAGAUCCCAACUACAUUCAAUUGUACGAGUAUAGUCCAGUUCGCACAAUUCUUCACGCGUGUACAUACUUUUGCAUAUUUCCUUUAUUAUUUAUUGCAACAUAUGAGUAAACACACACGCACACAAAGAAACAGUGAAGCGAUUGCGACUAGCAGUGCGGUGUGUGAAAUCUUUUGCUGCUUUUCCUUGAGAUACACGCUUCUGACACCGCCGAGAUGUGUUAUUGUUUCGUCUCCGGUACUGCUGCCGUUGUUUGGUGGGGACAGACACUCGAGAAAAUGCAGACGAUUUUAAUUCACCCACCCCUUGGCUGCUAGGCUGCAGAAAAAGAGCACAUGCCACAGCAUUAUUCAGAAGGAGGACAAAUGAAAUCUCACCAAGGGUUGAACGGCAACGCGCACUGGGUGUAAGGAGUGUGGUGGAGGUAAAGGUGCAAUCUCGGUGCACAAAGUAACCAACAUCUGCUGGCUCUCGUCUCGGGUGUACCACACGGCCAGAGGAUCAGUGGGUGGGAAGUACAGUAGUGUAUCAUUCGAUUCUCGUGUCGCAAAUGUUACUUCUCAAGGCGAAGAAAAACUAACGAUGCUGGUGGUGAUGUUGGCGCUUGUAAGCGAUGAUAUUCCGCACGUGUCGACGAUGGCGUGAACCGUCCAUCUUGUCUGUGAGACAACGACAGGUCAGAAGGAUCCGAUCCGGAGAAGCCAAUCGAUAGAAAACAGCAAGUGGAAGGAGGAGGAGGCUACCCGGAACGGAAGAAUUCAUUCCGACACGUAAAACGAAGCGCGCUUUCAGCUAAAGCACAACAGUGCUACGUACAGAAGAUACGGAGUGCACAUUAAAACUCCUGCAGACAAAAUUUUAACACAAUGGAACUGCGUGUGGGUAACAAGUAUCGGCUAGGGCGGAAAAUCGGAUCCGGUUCGUUCGGCGAUAUCUACCUCGGUACGAACAUUUCCUCCGGCGAGGAGGUCGCCAUCAAGCUGGAAUGCAUCAAAACGAAACAUCCGCAGCUACACAUCGAGAGCAAGUUUUACAAAAUGCUCCAGGGUGCGGUUGGCAUCCCGACGAUCAAGUGGUGCGGCUCGGAAGGUGAUUACAACGUGAUGGUGAUGGAGCUGCUCGGUCCAUCGCUUGAAGAUUUGUUCAACUUUUGUUCGCGCCGCUUCACACUCAAGACGGUGCUGCUGCUUGCCGACCAGAUGAUUUCGCGCAUUGACUUUAUACACUCGCGCAGCUUCAUACACCGAGACAUCAAGCCGGACAACUUUCUGAUGGGGCUGGGCAAGAAGGGCAACCUGGUGUACAUCAUCGAUUUCGGGCUGGCGAAAAAGUACAAGGAUUCGCGCAGCAUGUCCCACAUACCGUACCGGGAAAAUAAAAAUCUAACCGGCACGGCGCGGUACGCAUCGAUUAACACACACCUUGGCAUCGAGCAGUCGCGUCGGGACGAUCUCGAGUCGCUGGGGUACGUACUGAUGUACUUCAAUCUCGGCACGCUUCCGUGGCAGGGGUUGAAGGCGGCCAACAAGCGCCAAAAGUACGAGCGGAUCUCGGAGAAGAAGCUUUCCACGCCGGUCGAGGAGCUGUGCAAAGGAUUCCCGCGUGAGUUCAGUCUGUAUCUCGCGUACUGUCGCCAUAUGGACUUUAUACAGCGACCAGACUACUGCUAUCUGCGUAAGCUAUUCCGCACGUUGUUCCACCGACAGGGAUUCGUGUACGAUUACGUGUUUGACUGGAAUAUGCUAAAGUUCGGUAGGCCCAACCUGAACGCGUUCACGAGCAUGAAGCGUGGCCAAAGCCGGACACCGAGUGCCACCCAGAACGAGCAGCAACAGCAGCAGCAGCAGCAGCAGCAACAGCAGCAACAGAAACAAAUCACCAACACCACCUCAGUAACGACACCGUCCAAAGGUGCCAGCGGUGGCGGUGUGGUAGUAGCCGGCAGUGUCGGCAAUGCAAACAAUGCUAACAACAGUAGCAGUGUCGGGGGAGGUACCGCGAUCGUUAGCAGUCACGCGACAUCCGGCGUGGUCGGUAACAAUGCGGCGACGGCCGUUGCCGUUGCGGCUGCAGCUGCCGCCGAUAAGAAUAAGGAAAUGUCCCCACAGACGCGCCACUUGCUGCAGCAUUUCAUUCGGACGGAGCUGCAGAAAGGACAACCGCCGGGCGGUGCAGGGGGAAGCGUUCAGCAGCAGCAGCAGCAACAACAGCCCGGUGGUGGCGGCAUGGUGAUGGGUGGUGGACCGCAAACCAUCGGUGGACAGCCGUCGGCGCACAGUAACAACAUCAACAACAACAGUGGCGUCGGUGGAAACGAUCCGAGCGUGGAUGCGGCAGUUGUGGCAGCUUCCUUUUCCCGGCACGAAACACCCGAACGUCGUUCCUCGAUUCGUCUGCGUGGUCAAAAUUUGGACGCAAGAAAUGCGGAAUAAUAUUAAAUUUUUCUUUAAUCCGUUUCUUCCGGUUCCGUGCCGCUUUUGAACAUCCGUACAUACAUACACACACACACACAAAUACAUACCACUUACUUGUUGUCUAAUAUGACUUCGGGUUUAUGCGAAUAAUAAUUUCCAUUUGAUCUUGCUUCCUUUUUUCUUUUUAAUUUCCAUACAACACAAUAUAGUUAGCUUUUUUGCCGCACUUGUAUAGUGAUGUAAUAUUCGCAACAUCGUAAACAUCCUGCCACAACAUGGUCCAUUUCUUGAUAGAAAAACACAAAGAAAAAAAACAAAAUUAUCCAUUUGCUUUACUGAACUAGAAGAAUCAAAAAUCAAUCUCUAAUGAGAGAGCAAGGAAACAAGGUAGAUAGAUUCUGUGCGUGCUUUCGUCUAGGGGAAGCGAUCUAUGACACAAAGCAAAGGAUAUAGACGAGCUUUCGGGUACAAUGGAAGACAAAAUUACGUUUGUAAUAGGAACAUUGUAUUGGAUACAUGCAAGCAAGGUGAAAAACGUUUAAAACUGUUCACUGUUAACCAACUGAAAAGCUUCCGUGUGUGUUUGAGUGUGUGUGUGUGUGUGUGUAUAUAUGAAAGGAAGAAACAUGCUGCGCAAAGGACAUUUAUUGGAUGGUGUAACAUGUAGAACAUAGACAAAGUGACUGUUUUCCGCAUGUCGACUGAUAAUACGGUCCCUCCAUAUGUUUUGGAGACACUUGAGAAAGAGCAAAUGAACUAUCCGUAUGUGUGCUCUGUUGAAGAUUAGUAAAAAUGCAGUGAAUCAAUCAAUUUGAAGAAGGUCAUACAAAUUACUAUUAUACUUUUUUGUUUGUUUUUGGUUGCUGCCAUUAAAUCAAAUGUAAAAAAAAUGAUGAAUCAGCUGCAAUGUCCGUAAUAUAAUUAUUUUCCUCAAAUGCGCGUGUAUGUUUGAAGCUGUGCAUGUUAACUUAGCACCAUCAAUGCAUCACGCAUUCACUGUACAUCCAUACAUCUAAUUUCUGUAAAAAAAACAUGACCUUAAAGAAUAUUUGAUUAUUUUGUAAGCAGCAGCUUGUAAUGCUAUGUAAUGCCUGUUUAGACGUGCGCAGAACCUUGCUUGCGAGGUUCAAUGCUGGCUGAAAUAGUUGGUCAGAAACAAAAACAGAAACACACACCUCAUCAUCAUCGCAACACGCUGCCAGAGAGCAAAGAGCCGGUUCCAUACGACGAAUCAAACACACACACACAUUUCCUUCGUUCGGGUUUCGCCGUUCAAUUCGUCUUUUGGCUCACGAUUGCUGCUAGCCUUAUGUGUUAUCCUUUAUGCGCAACCAGUCAUCCGCAAAAAAAAAACAACAAUGAUUUGCCACUCGCAGAAAACCGUUCAUAUCGAAGAGGGAUGAACAGCUUAGGAAGCGCUUUUUAAACGUUGCUUAAAAAGCAGCGCAAUGCUUAUCCACACACAUACACAAACACAACAGCGUCAUCAUCGACAGAACUGAUGCUGUAAGGAUGAUGAUGUACGCAGGUGAUGGUGACGGUAGAUGCGGUGUAGACGACGGUAAACAGUGUUAGAUAAACGUAAAAGGGAUAUAGUAAUGUUUAAAUGAAUUUAGCCACCUGCCAAGCCAAGCAAGCGGUUUACUAAUAUAACGGAGAGCGAGUAGGGAGAUCGUUUAGGCUAGCGAAAGAAAGAAGAAGCAGAAGAAAACAACAAAAACGGCCAGAAGGAGGAAAAAUCUGGUAUCCUCCAGCGUAGUAAGAGGGAAGGAUAGGGCGCGUAUUUGAGCCGCGCUGCGUUGAAAGGUGAUAAGAAAUAAGGUGUACUAGUUCAGGCUGCGACUAAUAAAAUGCGACUAACUCUAAACUAACGCGAACCGCUUUCUCUCUCUUUCUCGAAAAUAAAUAUAAAAGUAUAAGAAUUGCAAAACUAAGAAGAGGGAAGCCGGGAGGCAAACGGUGGCGCACGGGGGGAAGCAGGGAUGCGCUGCUCGAUUUCUGUCAUAAGUGAUCGCUGAGUUGUGUAAGGAGAAGAAAAAAAAAGCAUAGUUCAGUAUGUUACACCAUAAAAAAUAGGACAAACAAGGGUUAUCGAGUCAUACCGAUGUUUAGGCGGAAAGGGACGCAAUGGCUGGUUCACGUUUCGGGGAGAAUACAAACACACUGCUGGAAGCUGCUUGGGAAACCGUUUCCAUAUUUCUUUCAUCAAAUGUAUGAACCAGUUUUGAAUAUAUGAAGCUGAAAAAAAUACUACCAAUACAUAGGACAGACACACACCAGCAGUACUAUGAAAAUAAGCUCUAGUAGAGAUAUGGCGAAUAAAUUGUAAAAAAAAACACUCACAAAUACACAGACGGUAACAGAAAAGGAUAAUGAAAUUAAACUAACUUAAUAUCCCCCGCUAGCGUUUAAUCUAGGACAGUACUGAAUAUCUACUACUAACGAAGAAGAACCACUCGGUGUAACGGGGUUACAGUUUUGCCCGUACCCGAAACAGCAAGAUUACAAUUUACAACCACAACCCUUAUACAUUAUACACAAGUGUAUGUAGAAGCGGAAGAAGCAUAAUAAUGCAACGAAGUGAAUUAAAUAUACUGUUUUUGGCAGGAAGUACGAUCCUAACGUCAAAGUAAAAAACUAAACAAAUUAAACAACGGACAGACAGACACACACACACACGUCGUUUGAUAAGCUAAGUUUAAGUAGACCAACUGGGAAAUAAAAUCGAUGCUAUUGUGUGUGUGUGUUGAAAAGAAGGAACGAAGGAAGCUCCUGCUUAGAUUUUAGUGUGGGACAACAGAUGGAUAAGUGGACAGAAAUAGGAAGGCUACACUAGUGAGUGAAAACUGAAAAGAGGGCAGAUAAAAUAGAAGAAAAAUACCGGGGUAGCCCAUAAAACGUGGAAAACACACAAAAAUGUGUUAGGAAGUAACAAAAAAAACACAGAAGAAGUAAAACAAACACACACACACACAUAACAGCAUGUAAUAACAGUACGAUCGGGAUCGGGUGCAUGUGCAAUUGAUGGGUUUUCUGCAUGCGUGCGACGAAUGAAUGUGGUUUACCGUAUCUAUAUAUAUAUAAAAAUUGGGCAGAAAGAUAAUGAUGUGCCGAUGAGUGUGAAGCGUGAAGCAGUGUGUGUGUGGACAAACAACAGCAAAAAAAGGAAAGGAAGGCAGAAGGAAGAAGUAACGACAUUUAAGAAUAUUUAGUAAUUAGUAUCCAUCGUGAGAAAACAUUACAAAAACAAAACAAAAACAUAAGAAAAUCAAGAGAAUAACGCUCUAGGAAACAUUAUUGCGCUUGGUGUGCAAUUGUAAUAACAACAACUCUACAGCAACAACAGCAAAAAAAAAAUGAUAUGGAAUGGAUUGGGCACGUACAUAGAAGGAAGCGAGCUUCACAGGCUCAAUUCCGUGGCUUGGAAUGAGAUGAUAAGAGUGAGUGAUAGAAAAGGGUAACAAUGAAGAACGUAAUUCUAACAAACAAAACACUCAAACAAAUAUAUACACUUAUCGACGGAUGGCAUCCAAGCUCGUGUGAAGAUGUGUCUGGUGCCUUGGACAAUCUCUGUUACCCGAUGUCCAGGAAAGGAUACCAACACGCUUCUUCCUUUCUGGUGGUGUUGACACUGGCAGAACGGGCUUGGAAAGGAAUGGGAAACCAAUGGAUGCAGAUGGGAAAACAGAAUGAAGUUACGCUAAAACCGAUUGAAGAGAAUAAAUCAUGUAAAACCGAUAUGGUAAAAAGGUUUACUUUA